Messenger RNA from Porites lobata, 14316 nucleotides. Lineage: Eukaryota; Metazoa; Cnidaria; Anthozoa; Scleractinia; Poritidae. The record is from the annotation of a GenBank genome assembly.
GUCAGUCUAAGGAAACUCGCGAGAAAAGCCUUCUCACAAGUCGAUCAACAAUCUGGACUUAAUCUGCUCCAGGCUCCUGUCUUUGAAGGAAAAUACAACAUUGUUUUAAAUGCUUAUGGCCUUCUUGAUAACUUUGAAGAAGAGACGGAACUUGUAACAACGGAACGUAACGCCAAAGUGUUUUCAGGGAAGACUGCAACGGACACCUUAUCUCGUACAAAGAGAAAAAAACCAAGUCAUGUUAGUAUCGAAAGACUUAAUGACAAGUGGGCUAUGGACAACAGUAGAAUAACUGAACAGCAGUGGACUACAUGCCAUGAUGAUGCGGAACAAGCAGUUGAGUUUGUGUUAAAUGGCGGUAUAGAUAUUAAUGCCUCAGGAUCAGACAAUGAUUGGACAGCUUUGUUGCAGGCGAGUCGUUCAUCCUCAAGUCAGUUCAUUGAGACCCUCAUUGAUCUUGGGGCCGACGUUAAUGCCCAAAGAAGAGAAAGUAAAGAAACACCACUAAUGUUAGCAGCUGACUGGAACAACUACAUGGCCGCGUACUUGCUUUUAAGACAUGGAGCUGAUGUAAAUGUACAGAUUAGUAAUGGGUUCACACCACUGCACUUAUCAGUCAAAAAAAAUCACGAAAAUCUCAUCAAAUUAUUACUUGCAAACAAAUUGGUUGUAAAUAUUCAAGAUAAAUGUGGAUAUACACCCUUGCACUGGUGUGCCAAAGAGGGUCACGAAUACCUCUGUAGAUUGUUACUUGAACACAACGCGAAUGUAAAUAUGAAAGAUUAUUUUGGAGAUACACUAUUGCACUGGUGUGCCAAAGAGGGUCACGAAAACCUCUGUAGAUUGUUACUUGAACACAACGCGGAUCUAAAUACGAAAGAUUCUUUUGGAGAUACACCCUUGCACCGGUGUGUCAGAGAGGGUAACGAAAACCUCUGUAGAUUGUUACUUGAAUAUAACGCGGAUGUAAAUACGAAAGAUUCUGUUGGAGAUACACCCUUGCACCGUUGUGUCAGAGAGGGUAACGAAAACCUCUGUAGAUUGUUACUUGAAUAUAACGCAGAUGUAAAUAUUCAAGAUGAAGGUGGAUACACACCCUUACACCGGUGUGUCAGAAAGGGUAACGAAAUCAUCUGUAGAUUGUUACUUGAACACAACGCGAAUGUAAAUAUUCAAGAUGAAGGUGGAUUCACACCCUUGCACCGGUCUGUCAGAAAGGGUAACGAAAACCUCUGUAGAUUGUUACUUGAACAUAACGCAGAUGCAAAUAUUCAAGGUAAAGAUGGAUAUACACCCUUGCACUGGUGUGCCAGAGAGGGUAACGGAAGCAUUUGUAGAUUGUUACUUGAACACAACGCGAAAGUAAAUAUUCAAGAUAAUUAUAGAAAUACACCCUUGCACUGGUGUGCCAGAAAGGGUAACGAAAACAUCUGUAGAUUGAUACUUAAACACAACGCGGAUGUAAAUUUCCAAGAUACAUACGGAUAUACACCCUUGCACCUGUCUGCCUCAAAGGGUAACGAAAACCUCUGUAGAUUGUUAUUUGAACACAACGCGGAUGUAAAUAUUCAAGGUUAUGACGGAUGUACACCAUUGCACCUGUCAGCUCGUGGAAACAGCGAUUGCAGUAAGAUAAUCGAUCUUCUGAUGAAGUACGGGAAGCAAAACAUAAACAUCCGUAAUGCAGAAGGUUUGACUCCUCUUCAAAUGGCAGUGAGACAUGGUAACGCACGAGCUGUAAAAAAGCUCGUCAAGCUAGGAGCUGAUGUUAGUGUGGUUAAAGCCGAUGGAACUGAUGCCAAAAGACUGAAACUCUUGAAGAAGGAAGCGAAGAGGAUGAAGCAAGAUCUUAAGUCUCAAAUGAGUACUGCGCAAAAAGCUAACGAAACAAAAUAUAUGACAAAUGUCGCUUCUGUUCAAGGGGCAGAAAGACUCGAAGAGUUUUAUCUCCAAUCAGAGAAAAUACGGAGGAGAACACUCUCGUAUACGUAUACAACACGGGAAAUACAGGAGGACCCGGAAGCGGAACAAGUGGAGACACUAGCAGUGAGACACCCCAAAUCAAAGGCCACUACAUCCUCAAGAACAAAUAGAUGUGUAAUGUUGUGACGAAAAAAGGAAAUAGUUCGAGUUACCGGGAGUUCGAGUUAUCGAGGGUAAAAUUAUACAGAAAGCGAUCUGAAGGGAAAUGUAAAUUGCUUCGAGUUAGCGGGAGAGGUUCGAGUUACCGGGAUUUGACUAUAGUAUAACUGCCCUGAUCUGUUUUAGUUGCCCAGCUAUUCAAUUUUAUCCUACGUGUUUCGUGUGACUGACGUCUCAAACUUCAUCAGGGAGUUCUAAAACAAGACUCAGGAUGUCUGUAUAUACUUGAACCUCAAACAAACUGUAGGCCCCAAAACCUUUUUCCUCGCAUAAAGUAUUUCUAGCCUGCGUUGCAGCCGGACUUGUCGCUCAAGGCCCGGUCUGCGACCCAGGCUAAGUAUUUCGCGCCUUGCAAAAAAAUUUCCCACACGCAUCACCACGAAAUUUGUGGUUCUUAAAAAAGGUCCGUGGGUGUUUGUAUGAAAGUAAAAUUUGGUGUGUUUUGGGUAUAUAUAUAUAUAUAUAUAUAUAUAUAUAUAUAUAUGCGUUAUUGAAAGCAUCUAAACGCCUGUAUUUCCUUAGAAAUUAAAGCGCGCUUAUGUCUAGAAGGCCGAUCUGCUCAGUAGAUUUUACACCAUCUGCAUAAGGUCUAGCUCCUGUUUGUGAUUACGCGAUUCCUGUGUUUCACGCUUCGUUACCUCAGUUCCUAAUCGACGAUUUGGGGCGUGUACGAAAGAAGGCUCUCUCCAUCUAACCUGAGAUCAGGCUCUAUUUUCGUUUCGCUUUGAAAAUUACAUUCCGGCGGGCAAGGCGAAACGAAAAGAGAGCCUGGUACAAACCUUCUACGAAACGUCUGCCGCCCACUUUUUUGAUUGAUUGACAUUUGCCGAAUCAGUCAACUAAAAUUGCUUCCGUUGCUUGUUUUUCUAGUAUGCAAAUUUUUCACGCGUGGGAAAAAUGCAGACUGGCUGCCUUAAAAAAAGCUUUUUCCAGCUAAAAAUAAAACAGUCAGCACAAUCACAUUCAACUUCUUGCGAGAUUAAGGGAGAUCUCGAACGUUAUUUCUGUUGGCGUAGAAGGUAAAAAGAUUUCGAAAAGACGGCGACACGAUGUUCUACUAGUUUUAUUAUUUUGGCUAGGCGCGAUCGAAUUUAAAAUACUGAAAUUUCUAUUUUUCUGUUGCCUUAAUAUUUUCCUCGGCAAUUUCCCUCGAUUUUCAGUACAUAAAUCUUUAAAUCCAAAAGCAAACAGCCAACGAGCGAGGGCACCAGUUUUCCUGGUUUAUUUUUUACAAAAAACGAAGGCAAACAACCAGUCUGUUACCUUUUUAACAAUGCCUACAAAAAUUCCUUGAACAGCGAUGCGAUAUUUUUCGUCUAAUUCUUCACAGUUGGCGAUUGAGGUUUCUUUCGCAGUGCCGGAGCCUCCGCUUGCGUACCCCGUUCAGAGAAGUCAUUCCCGGCUAAACUUUCAAAUGAAACCAGUUUUAAGAUGGACAGUAUUUUGAUUUGCACUCGUUUGUUGGUAAAUCAAAAGGCACCUUGUUAUCGGCCAACAACUUGCAUAGGGAUUCAACUCCGCGAUAAACUCACAUUAGUUCCGUAAAUAAAGCAAAUCCUGAGAAGAUAUGAACAACCCUAUGAGUUUUCUGAAUUUCCAUGGCACAUAUUAAGGCAUAUUUUCCUACCAUAAGACCAUAAAACAAUAAAAAAGACAGCAAAAUCGAUCAUUCCCUGCGCCGACGACGGAUCAUUCACGAAAACAACCACGCGAGGAAUAAGCGCUUUCAACUUCCGGCGUUUCCGACAGCCAAUCAGAUCUUGUGGCAUUGUUCUAACAGCCAAUCAGCGUUACGGCCAAAAUCUGGCCGUAACGAGCACAAACCAGUUCGGGAGUAUGCCAGUUUUGGAAGAAGCGAAAACAAUGGUCUACGUCACCAACCAUAACAUGAUCACCAUGGCGAUGGCCAUUUUCAAAACAUACAAAAUGGCGGACAAGGGAGAGGAGAAGAACGAGUAUUGACCAAAAUUCUCGUUUAUUCUUGUUUUAUCGAGCCUUUUAUUUGUCUUUUUGUUACUAUGAAUUGGGAAGUACCUUGAGGACAGGGAGUAACCAUUCUUGCGCUAUAGUUCUUCGCUUAUCGCGCGCUUAGUAGGCACUGCGUACUCACUGCGUAUGUAAUCAGUACAUCGAAAAUAGGUAAGCACGCUAACAAGUUUGUGCCUAUUUAUUUCAUCAUUUUUUUAUAUCAUAAGGAAAAAAGAAUGCUUUGGAAACAACUAAAAAGUGAGUUGUUCUAUAAUUCAUUGUAAUUUUUCCCGUUGCAUCUGUUCUCUCCCGCGAGUGAGCGACUGGCCGGAGAAGACGGCUGUAAUUCAGGUUAGUGUUUUGGUGCAAGCGAGUCAUUUGUGAGUAAAAUAUCUGUUUUUUCGAAUAUGAUGUUCUGUUGGUUUAUGUCUUGAAGCAGUUCCGUCCAGGUAUACAACAGGUUUACAAGCGAUUUCUGAGGGUAUUGUGCCCGCGUUUUCUUCUUGAAAACCCACAAAGUGAAAAUCUUACUUAUCAUCCCAGAUCAUUUUUUUUUGUCCCGCUUCAAAAAAACCUGUUGCUUUCAAUUAUUCCACUUUCUGAAGUUAACUGAUUAUUUGGUCAAGCUUAACAAAUGCAAGAGGCUCUUAAGAAUUUAAUAUACAUAUUGGAAAACUAAGAAUUAUGCUUCUUACAUGCUUUUGGAUCUAUUGAUUAAAAUGGGAUACUAUAGUCUUGGUAGUCCACCGGAUUUGACCAGAGGUCAGAGAUCAACAAGGUUAUGUAUGAUUUGUUAUAAAAUAUCCUCUUGUAUGGGAUUUGAUGUUACAUCCAAAUAAUACUAAAUUAUUGUUUUUAACUCUGGGGUUGCCUUUAAACCAAAGGCAUUGUAACUUUGAGGAGCACUUUUCUCCAAGUCUUCUCUGUGGGGACCCUCAAACAAUUCUAUUAGACAAGGUUUGGCCCAAAAUAAUAAAUGAUUACUGCCCUUGGCAUGGACACAACAUAAGUUUUCCAAAGUUCUUUUUCAUAGCCGGUUCUUCAUGUUUCUAUUGAACAGCACUUUCAAGAAAACAAAGCUCACACAUCAGAGUAAAGAUACAAUAAAAGUUAUUUAUUGUUAUAUUUUGUUUUUUGUAAAUAAACAUUUUAUUUUAGGUCCUGACAGUUAAUUCUUUCCGUAUUACUGUUUUUGAUCCUGACCUGCAUGACUCGCUGCCAUGGCUACCUGGCUCGCAUAUUAUACACACUCUUUUAUCUCAAAAUCUUGUUUUUUUAACACCUUCUUGGACAUGAAAACCAAAAUCCAAAACUUAAUUGAUAUAAUGAAGACAGUAGCAGCUGACAUCGAUUUUCAAUAGUUAUCUUGUGAGAUGUCUCUCAUGUAUUAUUUAUUAGGGAGGAUGAUUUGUAGAAGACGAUGCAUUAACAUAGAUGCUUUUUCAUCAAGAGAAUCUCAAUAAUUUAGGAUUUAUUCAAAUACACACAUAUUCGAUAUUAUGACAUCAAAUGUGGGCUUAUUGCUCAUGUAAAGGGAUUGAUGAGGGAGAGCGUGGCAUUUUUCAUGUUUCUGAUUGACCUUUUGCGCAGCACAGGGACUGAACAUAUUAUGUAUUUGGCAUCUGUAAAGUAUAAACAAUAUUUGACGCGAGGGAUUGAACAUUAUGUAGAGAAAAUCUUCACAAGCCUCCACUUCCAUGACUCCUUCCUCAUCUAUCUCCUUUAAAGCCCCUUGAAUAAGGGCCACAGUCUCUUCUAUGGUUGAAUGGUCAUUGAGUGUGAGCUUCCACUCACAAGGUACAUAAGCCCCCCCUCCAACCUGUUUCCCUCUUACCCAUUUUUGAAAGGGUCAAAGGAGGGGCUUUUGUGGUGGGUAAGCCUGUGACCACACUACAAAGAAACAAAAAAACAUGGUUAAUUCUAUUGAGGUAGGGUUGAAGUUGGACAUUAAAUUUUUCAUUACAGUGGAACAUAAGGCGAACCUAAAAGCAAUAUUUUGCCCUCAGAGCACAAAUAUGUCGUUCUGAAGAUAUUUAGCAUUUUGUCUUCCUGGUUGCUUUUCCCAGCUUUUUGGCACAAACGCGACAACAUGUUUGUAAUAUCUCCACAUGUUUGUCUACAUUUUUGACGGAAAUCCUGAUCAAAAUAAAAGAAAUCAAUGUAAGAACCUACUCACACUGAUUUAAAACUAAUUCCACACACAUGAUCUGGAUCAAUAAAGUGAUUUCUAGAUGAGAGUCGCAUAAAUUGCCGGUGAACACGACCAAAAACAGACCUGAUCGAUUAUAACUGAAACUACAUAUACAGGCUAAGGCAUAACCAUCAAUAUCAGUAACCCUUCCUGUCCGUUGGCAAUUUUCAAUGUGUGGUUGCCAUUUUUACUAGGUUGUUGCCAUCGACGAAACUUUGCCUGAACACACUUUAAACGUUGUAGUUUUGAGGAAAAUUAGUCUUGACUUCGUAAAAAUUCGGCAAGAUACUGAAAACUAAACAUAAAGUCAUGUACUUACAUUCGAUACCCGUCAAGAUGGCGGCGGCGGCGUCGAAGGCCAUUUGAAAACUGUCGCUUUUAACUACCGAAAUGUGGCAGGAAAGUUCCCUUGACAUUCAAAAAGCAAGGAGAAGGCUUCUUCACCGGUACUGCUAGCUCGGAAGUCCCGGAUAUUGAACGAGGAGAAGUGGAACAGGCUUUGAAAAAAGCUCCCUUGUUUCUUGCGAUUAUUUUUUCCUAUUUUUGCGUGUUUUUAGCAGAACAAUGGAAUCAUGACGUCAUCGCUUCUUCCAAAACUGGCAUACUCCCGAACUGCAAACGUGAGAGAGUUUGUAUCAGGCCCAAUUUUAGCGGUAGCCGUUAGAGAGAAUGUAUGAGAACCGCUAAAAUUGGGCCUGAUCUCAGGUUACUCUCCAUCAUAUGCCCCACCUUAUCCUACGACAACGCUCUAGCUUCGUUAGACCUACAAUCGGCGACAAAAUUGUUGAGACAUUGUACUCAAAUAGGGUAACUUAGGAGAACAAAAGAAUCCACGCCCGUCCCCUGUCCCCUCCAUUCAAAGUUGGGGUGUUUGUUGUUCUUUGUAGGUAGCUCGAACAUCGGCACAACAUUGCACGGAGGGGAUGGGGGAGUGAAAUCUAUAUUUCCUCCUUUUGAAGUUAGUAAAAUGUAAAAAAGCCCAGUUUUGGGCGAAGUGUCUGAACUCAUUUUGUUGCCGAUUGUGGAGUUACUAUUUUUUCACCAUCAGCGCCUGUGUCAGUCCCUUUUCGAUAAUAUCUUAGAGGACAGAGAUCACCGUCUCCAUCACUUUUGGCAGGACUUUCAUGUCAAGUUUAAAACUUGCGGGGCAACGAAUUGUUUUAGUUUCCACUGCCUUCGCGUAAACUCAUUAGCUAUAUGGAAUAGCCAUCAGUUUUCUGAUAAAACUCUCUUCGUAGUUUAUAUAUUUUAUGUAUAUGUAGAUACCCUUCAUACAAAUAAACUCCCUUUACAGCGAACAUUGUAGGGACCUUGAGUCAAUUGACUAUUUUCCAAUUGCCCAUAAGCCACUCUGUUUACCCCCCAAAUUUUGCAUAACUUAUUGUCUUAAAAUGCUCUUGGGAAAAUGCAAUACUCCCAGGAGCAUUUAAAAACAAUGGUUUAUGCAGAAUUUGGGGGGCAAACAGAGUGUAUUAUGGGCAAUUGGAAAAUAGAGAAUGCCCCCACUAGACCAUUAUCAAGAAUCUAUAAUAGCGGGAGUUUUCAUCAGUCAAACAUCUCUAAUAUAUAUUUGCAAGGGAUGUAGGACAUGUAGCUGCUGUCCGUAUUAUCGGGGUGUUCGUAAUAGUGGGGUACCCGCAAGGCGGGAGUGUUUUCUGUGAUUUAGUAGUUUUUAUCUUUUACAUGUAUAUAGGUAAUUUAGUCAAUUUAUCCUCUGGCGCGAUGUCUAUACCAAUAAAGUAUCCGCUAUCUAUCUAUCUAUCUAUCUAGCUUGUUCGGUCAAGAGGGCUGGGUAUUCUGGCCCGGUUCUUUUCUGCGUUUUUAUGCACCGAGGGGAAGUCGAGAUCAAAAGAAACGCAAAAAGGAACGAGGCCAAUAUCCGACAAUAUUUACCGAACAAGAUUGGACGUUAAAGGAUUGAUUAUAUGGCCAAGAAGCAGAAGAAGAGAAGUUGUCUUUGCGGAACAAACGCGGGAAAUCCCGAGCAGGCAAGAUGGGUCCAUUUUUCCCGCUCCGGUAGCCAAUCAGAAAACAGGAUUCGCUUCUUCUUGCCUUCUCGCGGAUUUAGCCAUUUAAGCCAUUCAAUAAACAGGCGAGUUUCGUUUUAAAACUCCUUGAUAAAAUACGCGUUUGUAGCUCAAAAACACUUAGGAUACAAUAAAUAAUUACAACUCAGUGCAAAAUUUUUCUUUUUAGAAAAUUCUGGUUUAUAUCUGAGGGCCUUUUAAAGACUGAGGGAGGGCAGGUAAUAACAAAGUGGCCAUGAGCGUUAAGGAAGUGAUCGCUAACGAGAGCGUUAAACACCAUAAAGUCGCAGCUCAAACGUUUUUGAUGUACGUAAUCCGAGAACAGUUUAGAGCGCCGCUGUUUUUUUUUUAAGGAUGUACCGUACAAUUUACGUGGGCUUAGCAUAAGGCUGGUUUACCUCCUUUUAAUCUGGAGCUUAUGCAUCGAUCCUUUACAUUUCUAGCCAGCAAACUUUGGAAUGCGUUACCUCCAAAAGUCAGGGAAUCACAAGACAUUGCGUCGUUCAAGCGAUCUUUUAAAGCUAACAUGGCUUGAAGUGUAGGGCUUAUAAAUUCCGUAAAUAGGUUUAGGUUUAGAUUCUGCUUUCGCCAUUUUGUAGAUCUAUUUAUAGUUAGUACAUUAAUAGUAGUAAUGUAUAGGUUACCAGAGGAUUUGAUUUGAUUUGAUAUACGUACUCUUUAUGCAUGCAUUUUUAGCUUUUUCGUUUCUUUUUUUUCAUGACUGUUAACUGUUUCAAAUGGUUUCCGAUUACGUGAGUCUAAUGAAAAUAAAAACAGAUUUAUUAAUAAGCGUAUCAUAAAUAAAUGAACCAGAUUAUUCCAUUUCAUUAUUUGAUAUCGAUGAGUCCGGAUGACGGCUUAACUUCAGUUCAAAAGGCAAGUAAAAAAAGAAAAGAGAAGAAAAACUAUGAUGGCAAUAAAAUUCGCCAGCACGCGUACUCCCUUUCUCCAUACCUUCUCUUCUUUAUUUCUUUGUUCUUUUUUAAUAUAUUACGCGUUUUAGAAUGUGGGUGAAUUUUCCGCCGUUCCGCGAUUUACGACUAGGGUGAUUUCAUUCCACCGUUCCACCUUUGGGUCGCUCCGUGGCUUUUUUUGACGGGACAUUUUAUGUCGCAUACACAAACACAUUCCUGAGGGUCGCGAAUGCUGGAGAAUGGCGGUGUCGGUCUGACUUGGGCGUUGUUAGAGGAGAUAAAACUAGUGGAAGGACGUCAAAAGCGGGAAACGAAGCUGUAGCUAUAGCAGGGUAAGGAUUCUUGUCUCUAAAUCGACUGUUUUUUUCUCCUUUAAGUAUCCUCUUUAACUAAUGACUGUGCAGCAAUGUUGCAUUUAAUGAGCAAUUUUCGCAUGUAGCUAUCCUUAAAAUGCAGCUCCAACUUAUAAAGAAGUCCAAGAAAAAUGAUUUCUCCCGUCAAUAUUAAUGAAUUCUUCUUUAACCGUAACUUGUAACUUUAACCAGCUUUAACCGAGAUGAAAAGUGUUAAUGUUUUUAAUGUAUUAUGAUGAGAAAAUCAUACGAUCAACUCACUUCCGGCUUUGAACGUCUGUUUGAACUGGCAUCAAGGAAUCAAGACUUACACAGUAAGCUUAUGUGUUUAGAAAUUAAAGAGUACAGGAGCUUUUUAAUUAUUAAGGGCAAUUAGUUGGUCCCAAGAUGUAACGCCUUUCCCUGCACUGAAAUGUUUCAACUACUAACAUAGGCGACAGAAGCGUUUCCCCCCCCGCCCCCCCGCCACUUUUGUAGAAUAAUAAAUAACUUUUUUUUCUUUUACCACGGUGAACUCAUUAUAAUAGGACUUAAAAACACUAUUUUUUUACAAAACUUUAGUUGAUUGGCUUUCCAAUAAGUCAGUUGGGUUUUGCUGCAUUCAAUUUUGCUGUAUGCAUGACCAACUUCCAUUUUUUAAAAAACAUGAGUCUCUACAUCGGAAAUAAGUUUUUGUCACCCUGAGACGCCUCAAAACAUACCUUAGAAAGAUCAGUUAAACAGCUACAUGCUUGUUCACUGUCACUAGACAUUGGCGGACACAAUCAACCCUGUUGUGAUCGCCAAGACGUUCGCGAGUGCAUGCAAAUGAACAAGGAACGGACAUUUUGUGAAGUUUGAGUAAAUGUUAACUUGUCUGUUUAAAACAAUAAACAAAGUACAUAGUCACCCCAACCCCCUAUGGAAGGCUAUCCUAUGUAGUUUUUGUUAUUGGCACUACUUAAGAUUGCAUCCAAGGGGUUCGAAAUAAGGGUCUGGAUGAGCGGGGAAACAAAUGUCAGUUGUCAUGCAGUUAAAAGGUUUGCCCAUUUGUCAGUUGUCAGUUAACCCCAUCAAGAUCCUCCAAAAUGUUUUCGCUAUCUUAAAAAAGACAGAGGCUGCCUUUUAUUCCUUAUUGCAUUUUGGAUGGAAGGGGUGGGUGUGGGUGGGGUGUAAAAAUAAUUGAAUGUUUAAUUUUAUUUUCAGCCCCCCCCCCCCCUCUUUUUAUCUCGCUCUGCCACCACUGACUGCAUUUUAUGGUUCAGUCAAUGAGCCAUUUCCAAGUUUCAAAAUAUCCUGCUUUCUAAUUACGAGGCUAAGUGGAAAACCGUUCUUGUGAAAAUGAGUUUUAUUUCCGUGAAAGUAAAAAAUUUUUUUCAUAUCAGCGGCUUCCCAGCCUUGAGUUGAUGCCUUUGUUUACAGGAAUACAGGAAAGGUCUAUAAGAUAGGACAAGCACUUAAAAGACAGGAGACAUGUAUUUAAACCAAUUGUAUCAUUUCAGUACUACCCAAUUGCAGUGAACAAUAUUGAACAUCCUGCAAGGAAACUGGUUGCCUGUGUUCUUUGUUGUUUACUCCUAAAAAACAAAAAGCCAGACAAGUAGGCAAGAGUCAAUCCUAUAGAAGAAGUGCAUAGGCAAGUUGGCAUCUAUAAUAUUGUGUUUGCCUAAUCAGUGUCAACAGAAUCUACAAAUCCUUACCUAACGUCAGGCCUGUUGGUCCAACCCUUUCAGUUAAACGGUGAUUCAUACCACUUUUCACUGGAUAAAUACCUUUGCUUAACUACAACACUGACAUGAGAGAGUCACAUCAUUAUAAUCUGAAUUGUGGGCAGUGUAAUUAAUAUGUUACUUAUAAUAGCAAGGACUUAUAUAUUCUCCUUCUAUUCAUUAGUCAUGGCUGCCUCAUCUGAUCAUCCUGAGACCAUGAAAGCAACACAGAGUCUGGACAAUUCAGAGGUUCAGUCUUUUUCUUAAUUAUUUCUACAAAUGCUAUAUUUUAUUCAAAUUGUACUAUAGUGUUGAUAUGUCAGCUGACAUGUUGACUGACAUGGUCGACUUGUUGACUAAUGUUAACCAAUAUUGACCAAGACUUGGUUAACAUAUUGACCGACAGUGAGCAGACAUAUCGACCGAUGGGUGCCUUCAGUACACAAGGUACAAGAAAUUUAUGAUUAAAUUUGCAUUGUUUGUUUGUAGUCAACUUUAGUCUAUUUGUAUGGUCACAUAUGUAUACACCUAAUUGAAGUUUAAGUGUUUUAGAAAAAAAAAAUAAAGUAACAAGUAUUUGUAAUCCAUUGAAUUUGGCAUAUUUGUCACUAUCAUGUAACAUUUUUCCUUUGGAUUUAAAAGGAAUCCUUCAUUUCUGAAACUCUCACACAAAACUGUAAAUUCGAAAUAUUGAUGGCUAUAGUCUAGAUCUCUUCAAUGGUCUGAUUAUACCUCUUCUGACCUAUGGCAUUUCAGUGUGGGGUACUGCAAGUUAUAAUGAGUAUUUCUUUCUAAAAUUGAUAAGUUUCAGAAGAAAGCAGUUUGUUUGGCUUUCUCAAGAAGGCCAUACCUGUUUUAAGCCUUCUACAGGCCUCAGAUAAUAACUUGUGAAGAGCAUCACAAAUUCUACUGAGGUCCCUUUGGCAGAUCUCCGCCCACCCACUAAAACAAGAUUGCCAAGGAAUCGCAGUCACUCUUUUCUACUUCAUCAAAUUAAAACUGAACAUUUUAAACGGCUGUGUUUUAUUGAUAGGUGUCUUUUCAAUUUUCUAUAACAUUUUUGAAUUUUAAUAUGGAAUUAUGUUUUUUUUUAAUUAAUGAGGGGCUUAUUUAUUUAUUUAUUUAUUUAUUGUAUCAACCUAGUUGAUUAUAUAAAACAAAUUUUUGUUUAAAUUGCUAUUAAUUUGUUUUCUUUCAUUUUCAUUUUUUUCUGUGACUGGUGUACUAUUUGAAUAAGGUUUAAUUAUCUUUUAAUGCUAGGCCAUUAGCACUGAUCAUGAUUAAUAUAGACAUCACUUAUUGAUGACUUACAUGCAAUAAGUUCUUAUACAUGUAAGAAGGCACUUUUCUUCCCAACUAAAUUUUUCCAUAUACAUGUAAGCUCUCUUUUUGCCCAAGACCCUGCAAGUAUUGUGUAAGAAACUUAAUCAUUGUCUUAUUAGUUUUAGAUGACAAGAGAUCAAUGCAAAGAGUUAGAAAUAUAAUUAUCAUGGUGAUAAUUUUUUUAUUAAAAAGCAAAUUAUGUCGGCAUGGUGUAAUAAAAGAGGCAGGGUAGCGAUGAAAUUUUGUGCCAAAAUUAAGAAGUAAUUCACCACCCAUGAUAUUAGUUUCAGCUAUCCCUGAAAAGCCCCAUAAUAAUGAUAAUGAUAAUGAUAAUGAUAAUGAUAAUGAUAAUGAUAAUAAUAAUAAUUAUUAUUAUUAUUAUUAUUAGAACAGAAGAGCCAACAGUUUACCAUGUACUAAAUCAGUCAUCAGUUACCAAAACCUGCUAUGUCUUUUGAGCCAAAGAUCUCCUAGCUAUUCAUUGUUAUUGCCAUGUUUACGUAGGUUUGCUCUCCUGAGACCAGUGUUCCAGCGUUACAUGUUACUCUUCUUGGUGGUGAGUGGAGUUCAUCUGCUGGUGGCUUGUCAACCAUAAACAGAGAGCUUGCUAUUCACCUUUCAAAUCAUUCAGCAGUGAAGGUUUCUUUGUUAGUCCCCGAGGGAGCUUGCAAUCAUGAAGAAAAAAAUGAAGCCCUUACCUAUGGAAUCACUAUCGUUGAGGCGAAGAGACGUGCCGCAUUUGAUCGUCUUCUUUGGUUAAGCUCACCACCCAAGGAUCAUGUCAUGGACAUCGUUGUUGGUCAUGGUGUAAAACUUGAUCGGCAAGUACAAUUCAUUAUAGACUCUGCUAAAUUUCCAAAUUGUAAAUGGAUACAAGUGGUGCACACUGCUCCAGAGGACCUUAGCAGAUACAAAUGCUACAGUGACCCCAUUUCAAAAGGUGAAACAAAACACGAAUCAGAAGUUGAACUUUGCAAACUUGCUGAUCUUGUUGUGCCUGUGGGACCUAAACUGAAAGAAGCAUACACUUCAUAUUUGCAGCGAUGUAAGACAGAUCAUGACGUUUUGUCUAUUACUCCAGGUCUUUUUCAAAGGGAGUUUGAGGAUUUAGUUGCAAAACAAGAUCCUAACGAGGAUGGUGAAUUCAAGGUGUUGUUAUUUGGUCGUGGGGAUGAUGAGGACUUUGAACUCAAAGGAUACAACAUUGCUGCUCAAGCAUUUACUGAUCAGCGGCUAAAAAACAAACCCUAUCAUCUAAUCUUUGUCGGAGCACCUGAAGGAAAACAAGAGGAAGUCAGAGAAAAACUUCUUCAUCAUGGUAUUACAGAAGCACAGUUGACUGUUAGAAAAUUUAUACAAAGUAGAGAGAGAAUGAAAGAUCUGUUGUGUGAAGCUGACCUUGCCAUUAUGCCAUCAAAAUCAGAGGGAUUUGGUCUUGUUGCCCUCGAGUCCCUAUCUGCAGGCCUACCCAUUCUUGUUGGUAGUAAGUCUGGAUUUGCCAAAGCAUUAGAGAAUGUUCUUCAUGGUUAUUCAUGCAUUGUAAAUUCAGAUGAUCCUACAAAAUGGGCAGAAGCAAUUGAAGCUGUUCGUGUCAGGCAUCGAAUGCGCCUUGAAGAGAUUAAAGCACUUGAAGCAUCUUAUGGAGAGAUGUACAGUUGGGAGGAACAAUGCGAAGCUCUCGUGGAGAGAAUGUGGAAAAUGGUCCAUGGU